AUGAGUUCCGAAAACAUGGAUAUCGAGGACGAGGACGACUUCUAUGCGCCCGAAGAGCCCAAGACCACAACGACGACCGCGGAGAAGACAGCCACGGAGAAGAAACUCGCGAACAACGACCUUGAGGAAGGCGAGGAGGAGGACGAGGGUGCUGCCAUGGACGAGGACUCCGACUCUGACGAUUCUGACGUUGAUAUCAUCACGGACCGUAAAGACGGCUCGACACCUGCCGCAGCAGCGACUCCAGCUGCCAAAUAUUCUGACAUACGAAACAUCCCCCAGCGAUCGACAACCACAGGCGAGGCAUCGAAACCAAAAGAAGAGAAAAAGACGUCUGCGCCAAGCGCAGACCAGUCUUCCGCAGCAGCAUCCAAGUCUACUGUGGACAUCAAUGCCGAUCCCAUCUACCCUCUACCCUCAGGCGAAGGCAAGCCAAUCACGCAAGUCACCAUUGACACCGAUCUGCCCGACAACGACAAACCUUGGCGCCGACCGGGCACGGAUAUAUCAGACUACUUUAACUACGGAUUCGACGAGUUCACAUGGGCGCUGUAUGCGGCGAAGCAGGAAUCGCUACGGGCCGAGUACGGCCAAGACGGCGGGAACAAGAUGAUGGACAUGAUGAUGGGAGGCGGGGGGAUGCCUGGUAUGGACGGCAUGCCGGACAUGGCAGCCAUGCAGCAGAUGAUGGCCGCGCAGGGCAUGGACCCGAGCCAGAUGGAUCCCAGUGUGAUGUUUGGUGGCCAGCAGCCGCAGCAGGGCUUCCAAGGCAACUUCGGCCAAGGUGGAUUUGGAGGCUACGACCAGAAUAUGGGCGGGGGCGGGGGCGGCGGCGGAGGGAGAGGUGGUGGCGGGUUUAGGGGAAGGAGAGGGCGGUGGUAG
Molecule: messenger RNA, 882 nt
Organism: Emericellopsis cladophorae
Lineage: Eukaryota; Fungi; Ascomycota; Sordariomycetes; Hypocreales; Bionectriaceae
Exons: 1
Coding region: 1-882 (293 amino acids)
Cellular component (GO): mRNA cleavage and polyadenylation specificity factor complex
Molecular function (GO): RNA binding
Source: RefSeq, a predicted model, not a curated record